Messenger RNA from Lepus europaeus (European hare), 3639 nucleotides. RefSeq names its product ras homolog family member J (gene RHOJ). The coding region runs from base 730 to 1374 and encodes 214 amino acids. Gene Ontology annotation, molecular function: GTPase activity; GTP binding. Gene Ontology annotation, biological process: small GTPase-mediated signal transduction. The transcript is spliced from 5 exons. Lineage: Eukaryota; Metazoa; Chordata; Mammalia; Lagomorpha; Leporidae. The record is from RefSeq and is a predicted model, not a curated record.
GCUCGUGCUCCUGGGGCAGCCGGGACUCGCCGGCCCCCAGCCUUUCCCAGCCGGCCAGGAGCAAGCAGCCUGGCCAGCAGCGAUGCAACAGGAAGUCUGAGAGCCUGAGCCGGCAGCGGGACCCCUAGAGCUUCCCCACUCCGCGCCCUGGCAUCGUUCCCCACAAGUACAAACACACACACAGAGCUCCCAUUGUUGCAGCCUUCCCAGCCCACUGAUCCUAAUAUGGAAUGCAGCAGGAAACCCAUGAUUUCCUGAGCUUCGGCAAGCUGGAGGAAGCAAGGGAGGGGGGUGGAAAACUCUAUUAAAAGGCCCAGCUUUCCUCCAUGUUAGCUGUGAAGUGGGGGGGAAAAAAUGGGGGCGAUUUAGCCGAAUCCCGGCCGGGCUGCUGACGGGCAGGACACAGCGGGCACCCGCAAGCUGCUGAAAUUUCUGGACUGCCAGCGAAGCCUCCAGGACUCCGGAGAUGAGGACUUAAACGGAGAAGGGACAGGAUCGGGCUCUUCUCGCAAUCCUCCUCCCUUCCACACCCCACCCCGCCGCGAGUGCCUGUCGCUGUUCGGGACCUCGAUGGCGAGCCACGGGGCGCACGCCAGCCUCCGACGUGUGCGGCUGCUCCAAGGGAGCCCAAGCGAGGCAGAGUGAACCCCAUCCAGCCCGGCACCGGCUCUGCGGGAGAGGCGGCGGGAGCAGCAGCCAGCGGGAGUCCCAGCCGCCGCGGCCGCCAGCAUGAACUGCACGGAGGGCACUGACAGCGGCUGCGGCCGUGCGGACCGCGCCGAGAAGAGGAUGCUCAAGUGCGUGGUGGUCGGCGACGGCGCGGUGGGGAAGACCUGCUUGCUCAUGAGCUACGCCAACGACGCCUUCCCCGAGGAGUACGUGCCCACCGUGUUCGACCACUAUGCAGUUACUGUGACAGUGGGAGGCAAGCAACACUUGCUGGGACUCUAUGACACCGCGGGACAGGAGGACUACAACCAGCUGAGGCCGCUCUCCUACCCCAACACCGACGUGUUUCUGAUCUGCUUCUCGGUGGUAAACCCCGCCUCGUACCAGAACGUCCAGGAGGAGUGGGUGCCGGAGCUGAAGGGCUGCAUGCCCCACGUGCCUUACGUCCUCAUAGGGACCCAGAUUGAUCUCCGCGAUGACCCCAAAACCUUGGCGCGUUUGCUGUACAUGAAGGAGAAACCGCUCACCUACGAGCACGGCGUGAAGCUAGCCAAAGCGAUCGGAGCACAGUGCUACCUGGAGUGCUCGGCCCUGACGCAGAAGGGUCUCAAGGCCGUUUUCGACGAAGCGAUCCUCACCAUUUUCCACCCCAAGAAAAAGAAAAGACGCUGCCCGGAGUGCCACGGCUGCUGCUCCAUUGUCUGAGGAGGCGGGGGACCCACCGAGGGGUGAGAAAGGCAGCCAUUCUCCGGGACCCAACAGGACUGCGCGACCAGAAAGGAACCCCCACGCCCCACCCCAGAGCCCGCCCAGGCACAGUGCCCUGCCCACCGCCACACCCGCUCUGCGGCCCGGCCUCCACUGCACACUCUCGGGACUGCGGAGCCGGCCUCUGACCGCGCACCCCUGAACACGUGGGAACAAAGUGGGAGGCCACCUUGCCUGUCACGUCUCUUCCUCCCAAGAGCGUGAGGCCAGCCGGAAGUCCUUCCCAUGAGCCUGAGGCCAGCCGGAAGUUCCUCCCAUGAGCAUGGGGCCAGCCGGAAGUUCCUCCCAUGAGCAUGGGGCCAGCCGGAAGUCCUUCCCAUGAGCAUGGGGCCAGCCGGAAGUUCCUCCCAUGACCAUGGGGCCAGCCGGAAGUUCCUCCCAUGAGCAUGAGGCCAGCCGGAAGUCCUUCCCAUGAGCAUGGGGCCAGCCGGAAGUUCCUCCCAUGAGCAUGGGGCCAGCCGGAAGUUCCUCCCAUGAGCAUGAGGCCAGCCGGAAGUCCUUCCCAUGAGCAUGGGGCCAGCCGGAAGUUCCUCCCAUGAGCGUGAGGCCGCCCGGAAGGAAAUCAUCACAGGAAAACCAAAGCUCCGUUGCUCCAUUCGGUGGCCUUUAGUUGAUGCCUUUGACAAAACAUGGGAAUACAUGCGUACUAACCUCUUUUUUCUAAAUCUGCUGUUCUACUCACGUAUCUUAUAUUCGUUUAUAUUAUCCCAAUAAUAUCCUAAAUUCCAGUUGACUCAGGCCUUACAAAUCCAUACCAAAGUAGCCUAAAGAUACAGCAUUUUAUAUUCACGUACAGUUUCACGGUGUUGCUACCAAAGCUGUUAGAACCAGCGUGUACCUCGGAAUGGCUGUGUACAAGAAGACGUGAGAAAAUUUUGAAAUUUUUGCAAACUUACAGAGCCAUGAUCUCUGAAUCUGGUUGUAAAAAAAAAAAAAAAAACAGCUGAGUUGUUGGCAGGCCCACACACAUUCUUGCCAACGACUCACCGUACAAGUGCUUAAGUUGGUAGGUAGUCUGAGCUUUUUCAUCUACUAUUGCCGUGGCAAACACAAAAAAAUAUGAAUUGUGUUUAGGAAAGUAGAAGUUCUGCAUUUCAUCAAAUUUGGGGGAAGAAUAUGGCAGGACUCAUCUUAAAAUAUUCUUUGUUCAGUAAAGUAGACAUUUCUGCUCCCUAUCCUCCCUGUUGUAGCCCUGUUCCUCCCAUGAUGUUAUUCUUUCUCCUAUGCCUGCCCUACCCUUCAUUCUUCCCAGUCAUAACCCGAACUGGCCAUGGGCAUGAAAAAAAUCAAGAGUUAAAAAAACCCCAAAGCUCAAGCAAAGUGCCUCAACUCCCCUGCCCACUUUCAACUUGCCCGGUGUAGUUCCCAUUCUGCCAAAUGGCAUUUUCCAGUUACAAUCAGAAAAUUGUACAAUUAUUGCCCCCCCCCAUCUUUCCUUAUUCAUCCUCCCAAAUAUAUAGUUAGGGACUAGAUUUGUGAGUGCCAAGCUCUGGAUCCGUUUCCAGAAUAAUCUGCCACAUAAAGCAGGAACUUUGACCUUGAGAAGGUCAAUGCUCCCAGUAAGGAGUCAUGACUCCUUUCCAUGUGACAACUCCAAACACCCAGGAAUUCUUGUGUCAUAAGUGAGUUACUUCCUACUCUUAUAUUAGAAGCCAUAAUCAUUCAUAUUUGCUUAUCACCUGGUUAUAUACUUAAUCAUUAUUUUAAUUGUAUAAGCAGAGUGGAUCUUUACAGUGUAAAAUUACACCAAUCCUAGUCGAAGACUUUAUGGAUUCGAGCUCCCUCUGUUGGAGGGGAGGGGACACAGAACUCCUCUUCCUUCUGCUCCUAGAAGAAGCACAUAGAAAGGAAUUGCAUGGUGUGGGAGGUCUUUUCCAUUAAGACUUUCCAGAACACUCUGUCAGUUUUAGGGGGUUUUGUUUGUGUGUUUGCUUAGAAUUUCUAAAAUGUGUUUUCCCUUUUUUCACAUUUCAAGUACUAGUUCCCAUCUCAUCUAACUGCUAACACACACACACACACACAUCCCUAAAGCAAACGGGAGUUCUGUAAGCCAAAGCUUGACAUUUAGAGAAAAAAAGGACCUUCUGCCUUAAUAAAUGGGAAUCAACUGUGUAUGAACUAUAGCUCUGCAAAGGUUAUGAUUUCAUCCUUUACAAACAAUAAUGAGCAUUUAGCACUGUAAUAAAGGAAGUAUGUCAGCCA